Messenger RNA from Suillus clintonianus, 838 nucleotides. RefSeq lists its product as uncharacterized. The record is from RefSeq and is a predicted model, not a curated record. The coding region runs from base 218 to 814 and encodes 198 amino acids. The transcript has 3 exons. NCBI's taxonomy places the organism in Eukaryota, Fungi, Basidiomycota, Agaricomycetes, Boletales, Suillaceae.
GUGUCAUUCAACCAGACAACAAAAACAGUAACACGAAAAAGACAAACUCUACAGUAAGUUAAGUCACAAUCAAAUGUUUCAUCAUUGUCCUCCUCAUCAGAGAAUCCUGCAAUAACUAAUGCCUCCUCCUCUAUGAUUGGAGCUGUAGGCAGUGCAUUGCACACUACUAUCUCCCCUCUGUUUUGUAUUUUUCUUUGGCGGACGGAGCAUCGUUAAUAUGAAUGCAGCGCGAUCUAGCGCACUUCACCAGCGGAAUCGACUCUUAUUGCAUACAGUUCCUUUGCGGACGCCGGCACAAAGUAGGCGGGUGUUGACUACUUCAAUACCAGUUGCCUCACCUUCCAGCUCUUCGCCAUCUUCCGGUCAUGGUCAUGGACACGGGAAAGCAUUCAAUUCUUCACUUGCCGUAGACAGCAUUGGUAUUGCAGGUAGCAAUCCUGCCGAAUUCGCUUCAAUCAAUCAGUUCGAGACCUCGCAAACGUUCUGCUUUGAAGUGACAGACUUAGACUCAGGAACUGACUACAGACGGAUACCACACGUCCUCUCACACGUUUACUAUCAUCCACUAACACCAGAGAAUAAAGCCGAGAUCGACAAGAUCUUUAAUUCACUGACAUGCCCAACUCCUACUGCUGCACUUCAAGAUCCUGUUGUGGAGAAUCGUCCCAUAACGACUUGGGGCCGCACCCUUCACGUUCCGCUCAGUAUUGUAUAUAUUGCAGAUCUUCCCUUUAUAAAUACACAAACUCAUUCUAACAUGCAUCUGCAAAUUCACUUGUUUUACAUUGUCACUGCUUCCUUGACACGUAUAUGAGUUCGCAGACCAGUAUGGUCCACC